AUGUGAGGCUAAGCUAACCUGCAGCUCUUAAAGUUCACAUCUCAGAUCCCCCCUGCCCCCCCUGUGCUUUGGAUGGUCCAGGUGAAGGAGCUGGUCUUCUGACAGCCCCUCCCUCACAGCGUUGGUAUUUCCGGCUCCUAGUACGGCUCUAUGGCAGCAGAUAAAGGGGGGGGCUCUCAGCCUACACAGCCUCCCAGCACAGCUCAGCCUCAGUAAUGCUGGGAAUGCUGUGACACAGAGGAAGGCUGUGCUGCUGCAGGACGGACCGAGCAAACCCAAGCAUCAUGGAGGAGGCGGAGCUGCUGAAGGAGAGGAUCCAAGCCAUCACGGACAAAAGAAGGAUCCAGGAAGACAUUGCUAAGAAAAGACGGCAGAUUGAAGAGGAGAAGCUGAAACUGCAGUAUAUCAAGAAAAAGGCCCUCAGGGAGCAGUGGCUGAUGGACGGCCUGAGUCAGCAGACGGAGGAGGAGCAGGAGGCCAUGAGGCUCCAGGCUCAGGAUGAACAGCAGCAGAGUGAUCAGCUGCAGAGCAAUAUCCUCAGAAUAGAGAAGGAGAUCGAGGCCUUGGAGCAGAAAGAGCUCAGCAUCUCGUCCAAUGAGGAGAUGGUCCUGAAGCGGCUGAAGGAGGUGGAGAGGACGCCUGAGGACAUCAUUAAGACUGUUUCAUCUGAGAAGAAGGACACCGAUGAACAAGACUUGAAAGAGACUGAAAAUCACAACUCUGUCACCAUGGAAACAGACAUACCAUCAACGCUGGAGAUGGACUGUGAAAUGGAGGGAGCCAAGCAUGAAAUGGAUUUUAGUGCUUGUGAUAAGCUAGCUGGGUUACAGGCGGACGUCUCAGACUCUCAGGAAGUUAAGGAACAAUUAAGUCCAAGCAGCACCAGGCAGGUCGAUGACAGCCCCUUCUCUGAAACCAGACCAGGCACCUGUGAAGAUGAGAAAAAGACCGAAGAGCUCAACAGGAAUGAGUCCCUGAACUCAUCUGUGUCUGAUACCCUUUCCAGUGCUGACAGUGUUUAUGAGAAUGAGGCCCACCGUAGGAGGCAAGACACACAAGAGAAAGACACUGAGCAGGAGAAUGAGUCAGAGCAACAUGUGGGGCACGAAGGAGUGCCAGAGCCUGAGCGAUAUCCAGAGCCAGAGGAAGACUGGGGGGUGGGAGAUGUGUUGCACAAAGAAGCCGAACCAGAGAGUGAGGAAGACUGUGGGGUGGGGGACGUGUUGCAGAGAGAAGCUGAACCAGAUCCAGAGGAAGACUGGGGAGUGGGGGACAUGUUCCAGAGAAAAGCUGAACCAGAGACUGAGGAAGACUGUGGGGUGGGGGACGUGUUGCAGAGAGAAGUUGAACCAGAGACUGAGGAAGACUGUGGGAUGGGGGACGUGUUGCAGAGAGAAGCUGAUCCAGAGACUGAGGAAGACUGUGGGGUGAGGGACAUGCUGCAGAAAGAUGCUGAACCGGAGCCUGAGGAAGACUGGGGGGUGGGGGACAUGUUGCAAAGACAAGCUGAACCAGAGACUGAGGAAGAAACUGAGAGGCUAAUUAACCCUGAGCUUCACCAAGACCUUCCACUUGAAGGUGACCCUGAGGAUCAGGAUCCUCAACUGGAGCUGUACGGAGAACUCGGACCAGAGGGAGGAGAUAUUAUUGAUUUAGAUGAUGAGUCCUACACACAUCUAGCCGAAUAUACAGAUGAAGGUCCAGAUGUUGAUGAAAUACUGUUUGACCAGCCUUUUCAUGAGGAGUCUCCCUUAGAGCAGUGCAUAAGAGAGGAGGCCAUGUCAGAUGUUUCCAAUGAGUCCUACCAUAACCCGGAAGACAUCGAUGAAUGUUUGAGAGUGGAGAUUGCGGCGGCUUCAUCAGAUAGUGAUACAGAUGAAAAGUGGAGAGCUAUUUUCUCCUCCUCCAUAAAUAAAGAAGACGAUGACUCAUAUUUGGAUAGUCUGCAGCUGAGUGCCCAGGAACUUUUUGUCCAGAAAAUUGACGAGACAGACUACAAUGACCCAGAGAGGACCAACUUUGAAGAGGCAAUUAGUAUUGAGGUCCCAAAAGUGUCUGAAGUCUUGGAACAACCGGGGAUUGUAACCUGCUCCCCGACACCCCCGCAUGAGGUUAAAUACAGCCCGUUCAGCCUUCAAGGUUUGUCAAAAAUAUCGGAAGACGAGAGCGAAAGUUACAGAGAUGUCAACCAUAACCACUCGAAAUCCCAAGACGACGGCAGUGUGGACGCAGUCAAGAGGCUGCCCAAAGACUUCUGUGUCAUUCAGGAGACAAAGAGUGAAAACGUCAGUACAGAACAUGUGGACUUCCAGCUUGCUCGCAAGCAGUGGCGAGAAAUGGAGAAGCAAAUGAAAAAUAAGAUUGUCAUACCUUCGAGCAGGCAGUCAAACCUUCACAGCAGCCACAGCUUCAUGUACACCCCUGUCCGACACAUUGAAAGAACCCCUAAGAAGGCACGGGAUCUGGAGAGUUUGAACCUGGUCACGGAUUAUUCCCACACACAAUUCAGCCCUUGCUCAGAGGACUCUGGCCUGGAUGAUUCCAGCUAUAGGUCCCCUUAUGAUGACGCCGAAACACCAAUCGAAAGGGAGAUUCGUAUAUCCAUGGAGAGGGAAGAAAACUUAAAAAGGGAAAGGGGACUAUCCAGAAUGGGCAAAUCAACUGACUGCGCUCCAUCAAGAAGCAUCCCUCGAUCCAUUAGUACUCCCCUCACUCCGUCAUUCAUCAUCACCUCAUCACCAACUAAUGAACCAUCAAAGCAGGAAGUGUCUGCAAACAAUGUUAUAAUCGUAGACCCAAGAAAAGACUUGGCAUCCAGCCUAACGUUUGGCAAAGACAACGCCCCCUCUGGAUCUGGAGAAUGGUGCCCAGACGAAAACAGCUCCAAUCUGAUCAUCCUGGAAACAUCCAAUCUGAUCAUUCGAAGUGCCUCUGACUUCUCCCUGAACAAAGGCUGUGACGAGCCCCAGGAAAAAAUGUUCCUCAACAACCCCUUCUUCAAACUCCGUUCAAGAAGCACAAUAUCCUUGGUAGAUGAAGAGAUACGGUUGGUGAAGCAGAGGGAGGAAGAGCUCAGGAAGGAGAGGGCAACCCUAUAUGGGAAAGACAUGUUUGGCACGGAAACUGGCCUGGCAAAUCACAUGGACACUUUGUCAUUUGAUACCUCAGGUAUGUCAAUAAGAUUCUCCACACGUCACAUCGUCUGUAACGUUUCACUUCCUCUUUCCUGA
Molecule: messenger RNA, 3230 nt
Organism: Cyprinodon variegatus (sheepshead minnow)
Lineage: Eukaryota; Metazoa; Chordata; Actinopteri; Cyprinodontiformes; Cyprinodontidae
Exons: 6
Coding region: 285-3230 (981 amino acids)
Biological process (GO): regulation of cell shape
Cellular component (GO): cytoplasm; membrane
Source: RefSeq, a predicted model, not a curated record